AUGCCAGAUCUCUAUUACCACGAUGACGGAUAUUUUCUGCUCAGAUUUAACUCCCAGGGAGACAAGGAAGUAGUCAUGAUGAAAGGCCCAUACACGAUUCGAAAUAUGCCCAUGAUAUUGAAGGAAUGGAAAACGGGUUUCAACCUAAAGAAGGAUCUGCUAAGAACAUUACCUAUAUGGGUCACACUCCCCCAACUUCCCCUGCACUUAUGGGGGGGAAAAAGUCUCAGCAAAAUUGGAAGUGCUAUUGGCAAACCAUUGGUGACUGAUGAGUGCACGGCAAACAAAUUUCGUGUAUCAUAUGCAAGACUGUUGAUUGAAGUAGACAUUACACAACCAUUGAUUGAUGAAAUAGCCAUUAGAAAUGUUGAAGGUGACAUAAUAAUGCAACCUGUGAAAUAUGAAUGGAAACCAACAUUCUGUGAAACAUGUCAAAAAAUGGGGUAUAAAUGUGAAGAUCGAGGGAAGAACCAACAAUGGAGACUAAAACCCAAACCACCAGAAAUAGCCAAGACCAUAACGCCUGUAAAACAACCUGAAAGAGAAGAGGCAACAGGGGAAGGAGGAGAAUCUUGGACAAAAGCACGAAAGUAUGUACGAGAUAAAGGUAAAAACAUAUUGACUGAUACAAAUAGCAACAUCAACUGUAACAAUGGUUUUGAAGCACUUGAGGUUUUGAAUGACCAUCAAGUGAUCUCAAACCUUGAACCAUGUUAG
Lathyrus sativus (Indian pea) is the source of this 717-nucleotide messenger RNA. The record is from the annotation of a GenBank genome assembly. Lineage: Eukaryota; Viridiplantae; Streptophyta; Magnoliopsida; Fabales; Fabaceae.